This is a messenger RNA of Prunus mume (Japanese apricot), 1474 nucleotides long. RefSeq names its product FCS-Like Zinc finger 14-like. NCBI's taxonomy places the organism in Eukaryota, Viridiplantae, Streptophyta, Magnoliopsida, Rosales, Rosaceae. The record is from RefSeq and is a predicted model, not a curated record.
UAUAAUAAAAAUAUAAUUGUUAUGGUAGGAAGAGGAAGUGCUUAUAUUGCCCUUUCCCCUGAAAUCACAGGCGUUAGAGAAGACCAGAGAGAGACCUGAAAGGUGGUCCUCCUCUGCAUCUCUCUCUCUCUCUCACUCUUCCUCUCUAACAGGUUUCUCUCUCUAGGAAAAAAACUGAAGUUUUAUAGAUUAGAGAGAGAAAGAGGAGGUACUUCUCUCAAAGCUGCACUGAAUUUUUUCAAAAAAGAAUCCCUCUACUUGCUUCAUUGCUUCUACUUCACUCCCUCUGAAUUUAGCACAAAGCUCUAGCUCUCUCUCUAGAUCUCCAAUCUUUCCUGGUUACCUAAAAAGAGUCCCGACUCUUUCUCUAUCUCAGUCUUCCACAGCUUUGACAAUCCUCCUUUAAACUAGCUAAACAUUUUGACAAUCAUUUGACAAAGUAAGAGAAUCUGAGGGUACCCAAUUGCAGAUUUUCCCGGAAGAUGGAGAAUUUUUCCGGAAAAAAGAGACCCACCAUCAGUCUCUCACUCUUCACUACCUUCUCUGAGUCAGUUUCCUCUGAUAAGUAUCCCAAUUCAAUCAAAUCUCCUAGAAAUUUCCAAGAGGGUGUGGUUGGACUUGGCAUAGUGGCUGCCAUGACUGAUUUGAGCAACCCCAAUGAAGUGGCUUCGUCUGAAAAGUCACCAAGGUCAAGCCCAAUCCCCAUAGUCUCUGCAGCUAAACCUGCUGCUAAUUUCAGAGGUGGGUUUAAUAUGGAGAGGCCAGGGGUUGUGGUGGAUGAAUUGUCUGAGAGUUAUACUUGUGUGAUUUCUCAUUUUGGGAACAAUUUGACAAGGAAACGUGUUUAUUUUGAUGAUAAGCUUAGUGGAGUUGUUAAUGAUCCCAGUUCUGGUGUUGUGGCCUCUGGGGUGUUCUCUGCUUCACCAGUGAGUGUUGGUGAAGUGGGUAGAGAGUUUUGGGCUUCUGAUUUUCUCAGUUCUUGUUAUCUUUGCAACAAGCAGCUUCAUGGACUGGACAUUUUCAUGUACAGAGGUGAAAAAGCAUUUUGCAGCACUGAGUGCCGCGACAAACACAUUAGAAGCGACGAUCACAAAGAGAAGUGCAGAUCUGAAGCAAUAAAAUCAAUGGAUUACUCUGUGUCACCCUGCUCUAGUCCGCUGGUCUUCUUGGCGGGGGUCGCUGUGGCAUGAACAUUUUUACAAACCUAUAUAAGUAAAUAAUAGAAAAGGAUGGGAAAUGUUAUGAGAAUAAAACUGGGUAUAACCGGGAUAAGACACAGUAGAUAAAAAUUGAGAGGGUUCAAGCAGGCAGUCUCUACAGUCAUCUAUUCAAAUUGCCAGAAUUAUUUUUUUUAAGAUUGGAGAAAUUUUAUUGAGAAGUUGUGAACUAAUAUGAACCUGAAAGAGAGAUUUAUAGUUUGUAUUGUAUGAAAUGCCAGUCAUAAUUGUUACAAGGAGCACCUGAUGUUAUGCUA